Messenger RNA from Penicillium salamii, 1773 nucleotides. The record is from the annotation of a GenBank genome assembly. Lineage: Eukaryota; Fungi; Ascomycota; Eurotiomycetes; Eurotiales; Aspergillaceae.
AUGCAGACCAAACACUUCUUUUCCGACCCCAACCACUUGGUCGUCACGGCCUUGAAUUCACUCACCCUCACAAACCCAUCAUUGGCUCUAGACAAACAAAAUAAGAUCAUCUUCCGCCGUCCAGAUGCACCCCGCAGAGCAAACAAGGUCUCCAUCGUGACCGGUGGUGGCUCAGGCCAUGAGCCUGCAUUUGCUGGCUUUGUCGGCCAUGGUCUAUGCGAUGCCUCGGUCGCAGGUACUAUCUUUGCCUCACCUUCUGCCGAACAGAUCCGCCGGGCAGCGAUCGACCGUGUCCCCACCGAAGACGGUGUCUUCAUCAUUCCCAUGAACUAUACCGGUGAUGUGCUGAACUUUGGAAUGGCGGCGGAGAAGUCUCGUGCUGCGGGAAUCCGCACCGAGUUCUUUGCAAUCAAUGAUGAUGUUGGUGUCGGCCGCGUGAAGGGCGGCAAGGUCGGUCGUCGUGGUAUUGGUGGCGGUGUCUUGAUCUUGAAGAUGGUGGGUGCUUUGGCUGAAGCUGGUGGCUCAUUGGACGAUGUCUAUGCUCUGGCCCAGCUCGCCAACAAGAACCUGGUAUCGCUCGGCUCAUCCCUGGAACAUGUCCACGUUCCUGGCCGUGGAGUCCCCGAGGAAACUAUCCCACAUGGCGAGGUUGAAGUGGGCAUGGGCAUCCACAAUGAGCCGGGUUCCCACCGUACCAAGUUCAACCUGGUCGGCCUGGUGCAGGGAAUGCUUCUUCAGCUCCUUGACCACAAUGACCCGGAUCGCUGCUACGUCACCCGUAAGCCGGAAGACCAGUUCGUCCUGCUGAUCAACAACCUUGGUGGUGUGAGCCCACUCGAGCUGGCUGGUAUCACCGAUGAAGUCUACCGCCAACUCAAGAGCGACUACCAAGUCAACAUGGUCCGCGUGAUCCAGGGUACAUUCCUCACAAGUCUCAACGGACUCGGCUUCAGCAUUUCGCUGAUGAAGCUUGUUGACGCUGGAUUCGGCACUGGAAAAUCAAUGCUCGAGCUCCUCGACGCUCCAGCCGAAGCAGUCGGAUGGUCUGCCCCAAUCAACACCUCAACCUGGGAUAACCGCAACGACAACCCAGUGGAACUAAAGGACUCCAACCUCGCAGAAGCCAUCCAUGGAAACCUUCAACUCGACCCAUCAAUCCUCCAAAAGGUACUAGGCGCAGGUCUCGAGCGCGUCAUCCGCGCCGAAGCAGACGUAACCCGCUACGACACCAUCGUCGGCGACGGCGACUGCGGAAUCGGUCUCAAGCGUGGUGCCGAGGCCAUCCUCGCCCUCCUCAACAACACCUCAACCCCAAUCACAUCCGACCUCCUCUCGACACUGGCUCGCAUCGUCACUGUCGUCGAAAACGUCAUGGACGGCACAUCCGGUGCCAUCUAUGCCAUUUUCCUGAAUGCCCUGGCCCAUGGUCUCCGUGCACAAGACCCCUCAUCUCCUGCGCCUGUGACUACAGAAAUCUGGGCACAGGCUCUUAAUUCAUCCAUCGAAGCUCUGGGCAAGUACACACCGGCUAAGAAGGGUGAUAGAACACUCGUUGAUGCGCUGGCGCCUUUCAUUGAGACUUUGUCUGAGACUGGUGAGGUGAGGGUUGCGGCUGCUGCGGCCCAGCAGGGUACUGAGUCUACGAAGGCUAUGAAGGCCAGUCUGGGGAGGAGUGUUUAUGUUGGUGGUGAGUCGAGCUGGGUUGGUAAGAUUCCUGACCCUGGUGCUCAUGGACUCUCGGAGUUUUUGACCGGCAUUGCGGAGGCUAUCUAG